AUGACAACAGAGAGCACGGGCCAGCUCUAUGCUGACAAGAUUCGCGGGAGGAAGACUCGCUACUCCGUGAUCUGUGCUGUGGGUCUAACUGGUAACUUGGCUAUCAAUGUGAUCCUGAGGGCACCAAAGAUGAAAACAGUAACUAAUGUGUUUGCCCUGAACCUCGCUAUUGCUGAUGGGCUCUUUGUGCUGGUGUUCCCAGCCAACAUCACUGAGUACCGGCUACAGCACUGGCCCUUUGGGGAGCCAUUCUGCAAACUGGUGCUGACCACUGACUAUUACAUCUACGCCUCGGUUGUGAUGAGUGUGGGGUGCUACUUAGUGGUGCUGGCCACUGUGCAAUGGUGCCAAUUGCCUAGGCACACCCAGAGGGCAAAAGUUGCCAGCCUUUGUAUCUGGCUAGCUGUCACCAUCAUGGUUCCGCUCUUCUGUUCCUUUGCCCAUGUUUGCAGCAAUGAGUUACAGGCACCCAGCUGUGGGCUUUUCCCGAGGCCAGAGUGGGCUUGGUUUCAGGCCAGCCACAUAUAUCUGUUGGCUCGCAGCUUUGCAGUGCCAUUGAGCGUCACCUGCAGGUCAUAAGUGGACCUGCUGCACAGACCUCGGACCAUGACGCUCCUCUGGCACCAAGGUUCCGGGCAAGGCCAGAGGAAGAUAACUGUCCUGGUCCUCACUGUGUUGGCGGUGUGCUUCCUCUGCUGGAUGCCCUUCCACCUGGCCUCUGUGGCGGCCCUCCAUAUUCCUACACUAUAUGUGUAUAUAACUACAGGCAUGCCCCACAUAUUCCUGGUUAUUAGUAUCUCCUAUGCCGUCACCAGCCUCAGCUAUGUCAACUUAUGCCUCCAUCCGUUCUUGAACUCAUUCCUAAAUGGCAACUUCUGCAAGAAUUUCUGUACCAUAAGUUUCGGGAGGACUGGGCAUCCUUGCUUUUUGCCAUCUCCAAGAGCAGUGGUUGACCAAGCCAGGGGAUAUUCUGUCUUUUCAUAUUUAUACCUGUGUUCUCUAUACAGAUAA
Messenger RNA from Arvicanthis niloticus (Nile rat), 1011 nucleotides. Lineage: Eukaryota; Metazoa; Chordata; Mammalia; Rodentia; Muridae. The record is from RefSeq and is a predicted model, not a curated record.